Messenger RNA from Moesziomyces aphidis, 4623 nucleotides. The record is from the annotation of a GenBank genome assembly. Lineage: Eukaryota; Fungi; Basidiomycota; Ustilaginomycetes; Ustilaginales; Ustilaginaceae.
AUGUCGACAGAGCCAUCCUCGGGCCACCACGCCCAGUCCAGCUCGACCUCGGGCCAGAACGACUCCUCCGACCUCAACUUCACCUCGUCCAGCUCUUCAGGCCCAGCAGUGCAGCCACCCCAGCCUGCCGCACAAAGCACCUUCCAAUGGCCCUCGGAACCGCUCAACCAUGGCCGUCCAUCGCUGCCGCAAGAGUCGCAGAAGAGCGUAGACGACGCCAACCGCGACAUUUCUCAGCGCAUCACCGACGCAGACCACGACGCCAACCUCCACCCCGCGCACAACACCCCCCACCCAGACCUCGACCAUCCUCGCCUUUCCGCACAGCUUGCACAUGCCCUCAACAACAUCGAGGAUGAUCGCAGGCAGCAGCUCUCCCCCACCAGCACUUCCUUCCUCCCCGACAACUCCACCUCGCUUCCCAUGCUCAGCCCUCAGCCCCAAGCCAUGCUGCGCUCAACCUCCAACAGCACCAGCAAAUCCGCAGCUUCCGACAAGCUCGAUCCAUCCUCAGCCGCGCCGUCCGCCGCCCAGUACAAUUUCCUCCCCGAAAUGUUCCGCAACGCCGCCACCAUGCCCAUCAACCUCCUCCGCUCCCUCAUCCCGGACAACGCCUUCUCCGCCGCCAACGACGAGGGCCUCAGCGCCAGCACUCUCCAGGUCCCCGUAACCAGCUUCAGCGCCCUCUUCGAAGCUUGCAAGGCGCUCGAGUGGCUCGCCACCCAGGCCGCCAACUUUGAAGCGCCCGACAAAUCCUCCGCCUCUCGCUCGCGCAGAAACUCCACCGGACAGCUUCAGUCCGACGACAACGUAGAGUUCACCUACUUUGACUACUUCCAGGUCCUCCAGAAGGUCGCAGACGUCGUCAGCGGUCUCGCCGCUUCGAGAGGCAUCGAUCUCGUCCUCGACCUCGAUCCAAAGCUCGAGGGUCAGCCUGCCGAGAAUCAGCGCAACUACAAGCUCGGCUCGUGCACCGUCUGGGCCGAUCGCAUCGCCGUCACCUUCCUCUUCAUGAGCUGCAUCUCCAGACUCCUCCACAAGGCGCCCCUGCACUCAUCGGUCGUCAUCACCACCACGCUCACUGAAAAGGAAGAGACUGUCCCACGUCCAGACGCACAGGCCGAGAUGAAGCUCAUGGUCCUCUCCCUCGGUCUACGCCUCAUCCUCUCCGACGGCAGCAGCCCUUCCACAGAGUACGUGUCGGCCAUCAGAGACACCCCGGCCUCGCUCUUGCUCGAUGCAUUCGGCGCACGCCUCAUCACCGAGCAGUCCACCAUCAAGACCGCCUCGGGCGCUCAACAAAGCGUCGUCGACCAUUCCAUCAGCGUACCCAUCGGCCAGCUCUCCGACCCGCAACAGGGUGCUGGCUCCAAACAUCCCAGCGAUGCUUCCGCCCAUGACAUUGUCGGACCCGACGAGUCGGAGCUCGUCGACUUUGCCGCCUCCUUGAAGGGAAAGAAAGUAGCGCUCUACUCGUCUUCGCAGAGCCUGUUUGCGCGCCAGCUCUCCACCUUCCUUUCCGGCCUUGGCUGCGACAUUGCACCCGUCUUCUCCGACAGCGUCGAUGAAUCCUCGCUCGAAGGCGGUGACCAGGUGUUUGGCAAACAGGCGCACACCGCCGUCGCCAUGACCGCAGGCAGGCCGGCUCUCGUCAGCUACACCAGCGACAUGGAUAGGCGCGCUCACUCGAACCAGCCCCAGUCCCCUCGCAUGCCUUCGCAGCCCGUUGUGGGCACGACCGCGACGCCAGCUGCCGUUUCUGCAAGCACAGUGGUGCUGGACCCCGUUACGGGCGUCCCCAUCACCUUUGACAGACCCGUGUUGCCGCCCAAUGCCACAAGCGCCAAGGACGACUCCGACGCACACAAGCAUCCAGAUCAGCUCGACAGACGCGUCGUGCCGUUCAGCUUUGUCAUCAUCGACGACGACAUUGUCACUCUGCAGAAGGAGUUGCUCCGCAUCCGCUCAGCCGUGCCUCUGCUCAAGUCGGCCUUGGUCUCCAAGACCGCGCAGCAGCCGACGUCGCCCAACGACGACAAGAGACCUGCGCGACCCGUGCUCGAUCACCGCACCAAGUCGACUCCGCACGUGAACCGCCUCAUGGCCUCGCAACCUGCAGAAUCGCACUCGCGCUCCUUUGGCUCUCUGGGAUCGAUGCUCAUGUCUGGCGACAAGGUCGAGGCCGCCGAUAUCGGCGAUUCCGCCGCCGACGCUGAUACGGCUGUGGCUGCGGAUUGUGUCUCGCAGACAAUCGUCUUUUUCACGUCGAUGAAGUCGUACCGCCUCGUUCGGGACACGGUGCAGCCCAUCAUCGACUCGGCCAGCUUCCACGGCGUCUCGUCACCGCCCGAGAUCAUGGUGUUGCCCAAACCAGCGGGAGCCAAGCGUAUCUUGACGGCGUUGCAUCUGGCAGAACGAAAGCCGGUGGUCAAAUUGCCUUUCCUCCCCAUCGCAACAUCGCCCCUGUCGCCGCUCACCACGUAUGCCAAGAGCUGGUGGACUCCAGAUGCGUCGCAGAAGGGCGAUGCCAACGGGAUCAUGACGCUCACCCGCCGCGUGACAACCUCGACGGAUGCCGAUUUUGACACCAUGCCCUCGACGCCAUGGACGCCAGUCGAUGCGUCCAAGCCUUCCGAUGCACCGGCCACUCCGCAGAUCCCGCUGACCAGUGAGACGCUUCCGCUGGCCGGACAGUCGGCCCAGAGUGCUGGUGCGCACACCACGCACAGCGCAGAGACCACCAAGCAGCCCGUGCGUGGCGCACCGGCCUCCACACCUGCUGCGCCGACGACGGCCAAGACCACACCACUCUCUGCGGCGUCGCAUAAGUCUGGCAAGAACGGGGUGCUGAGCACGGCGCCCGCGGCUGCCGAUGCCACCUCGACGCAGAAGAGCGCGCAUCCUGGCUCAGCAGCGGCGAAUUCAUCAUCGCCCUCGUCGGCCGCCAAUCCAACCAGGUCGCUGCCGGUCAACAGUCCCAUGCCCGCUGAUGCGCUUGAGUACUUUAGCGAGACCGCGGCCAAGAUGGGCGGGUCCGCGGCGAGCGGCAUGGUGAUCCAGAGUCCCGACGGGCGGCCGGCGGGCAUCUUUUUCCAGCCCAAGGGCAUGCAGUCCAACACGUCGCUGCCGGGCUCGAAACCGGCGCUCUCGCGCGGCGUGUCGGCAUCGUCGCUGCGCCGCAGCAUUCCGAGCACGUCCGAGCACGGCGACAGUGCAGGCCAAGGCGUCAGUCCUGCCUCCGCCGAGUCGGGCACGCGCGAGAGACGCCUGACGGGCCGCAGCACUGCGUCCAGCGCUGGCUCGGCGCGUGGUGGCGGUGAGCCAGGCCCACGCGGCGCUCUGCCAAUCUUGUCCGAGUCGUUGGCGGACUCGACCCCGGCAGACGCGUCGGCGGCGGGCGGGCGGGUGCAGAGCAACGGCAAGUAUGCCAGCGGAAGCAUGUUUGCCCCGCAGGUGGGAAUCCAAUCUGUGAUGAAUUCGUCGCGCCCGCCCGUGACGACGCCGUUGGGCACGAGUGCUUCGUCGGCAAGCCAGGAUCCAGCCGCAGCCUCCGAGUCCGCUUCGCUCCCCGCCGUGACGGAAGAAAGCGUCGCCACACGGACGGACAGCGCAAACGCAGACACAGCUGCACAGCGUGCAGGCAGCGCCGGCGCCACCAAAGGCAAAGCCAAGGAGGCCAGUCCCAGCACGUCGGCGAUCGCUCGCAAACCCACCAAACCCGCGACGCCUCCGACCAAGACCACUGCCACUUCCGCCGGGGCGGCGACGGCAUUGCCACCGAAAGCGCGCACCGCCUCUGCAGCAGCGGCGGUUCGUGCGGCGCGGCCAUCGGUUGGCAGUGCUACAGCAUCACCCUCGGAUGCACGCACCAAGCCGUCGGCGGUUGCGCAGUCGGGCUUUAUGAUGGGCAUGGGCUUCACCGCGUCAGCACGCCGCGGACGAGGACCCAAGAAGGCGCCCGUGCGCGAAGCGGUGCUGCCGCCGAUCAAGGUGCUCAUCGUCGAGGACAACCCAAUCAACCAGCGCAUCCUGUCCAUGUUCAUGCGCAAGAAGAGCAUCAAGUACGACGUGGCCAACAACGGCCGCGAGGCGGUGGACAAGUGGAACACGGGUGGGUACCACUUGAUCCUUAUGGACAUUCAGCUGCCGGUUAUGGAUGGCAUCGAGGCGACCAAGGAGAUUCGCAAGUUGGAGCGCCAGGCGAAUAUCGGCAUUCUGCCCAACACGCCGCCCGCUGUGCCCGAGUCGCGCGUGCACAAGUCGGCCUCUCCACCGUCCAAGAGCGCUGGUGGGUCUCGCACCAUCGCCUCCAAAGCCGCGGAUAAUGCGGACGGUUCGACGGCCAACGGUGUCGUCGAGACGAACGUAGGUGCAGGGGUUGUGCGUCGCACUGGAAGCACAAACCCGUUCCGGGCAUCGGUGAUCAUCGUCGCACUCACGGCGUCGGUGCUGUCAUCGGACCGAGUGGAAGCGCUUGCAGCGGGAUGCAAUGACUUCCUAAACAAGCCAGUAUCGCUACCGUGGCUCAACCAAAAGAUCCUCGAGUGGGGAUCCAUGAUGUACCUCAUGUACUCGGGCCUGUCUACCGACGACGUUCGGUCGCGUCCAGGUUCAUCGGCUUGA